UUUGCACUUUGUUUCGCAAUGUUCGUGCUCUGAGCAGCUGAAAUCAUGGACCUGUACGAAAAUCACGACGAUGGGCCAGGUUUUGUUGGGAUAAGAUUUUGUAAAGAAUGCAACAACAUGUUGUAUCCCAAAGAAGAUAAAGAAAAAAGAAUCAUGGUUUAUGCUUGCAGAAACUGUGACUAUCAACAGAUUGCAGACAAUCCUUGUAUAUACGUCAACAAAAUUACACAUGAGGUUGAUGAGUUGACACAAAUCAUCGGUGAUGUGAUUGCGGACCCUACUCUCCCACGAACAGAAGACCAUGUUUGUCCCAAGUGUAACCACAAAGAAUCUGUAUUCUUCCAAUCACACAGUACAAAAGCAGAGGAGGGAAUGCGACUGUACUAUGUAUGCACCAAUCAGCAGUGUGUUCAUCGGUGGACUGAAUAAAUGGUUUUAUUUUAUGGACUUUUUUAAGUUUUGUCAGAUGGUGAAAAUGAAAAGAUGGAAAAAUGGAAAUUAUCUGGACUUUAAGUUUAGAAGGAGAAUUGAAAAGAUGAAAAAUUUGAAUUGUUUAAAUAUUUGAGGAUGCUUUCACUGAGUCAUGUAUGUUGUUCAUAUUUCAGUCAUUUUUUUUCAAAUUUUUGUUUCUAAUAUGACUUAUUCUUUCAUGGGAAUUUGAUUUAAUUUGUUUCAUUUGAAUCAAGAGUGUAAGAAUGAGAGAAAACGUAUGUUGAUCAUGUAGAAGAAAAAUAAAUGAAACUUUCUCGAUCAAA
Molecule: messenger RNA, 755 nt
Organism: Ylistrum balloti
Lineage: Eukaryota; Metazoa; Mollusca; Bivalvia; Pectinida; Pectinidae
Product: DNA-directed RNA polymerase II subunit RPB9-like
Exons: 5
Coding region: 46-429 (127 amino acids)
Biological process (GO): DNA-templated transcription; transcription-coupled nucleotide-excision repair; transcription initiation at RNA polymerase II promoter
Cellular component (GO): RNA polymerase II, core complex
Molecular function (GO): nucleic acid binding; zinc ion binding; DNA-directed RNA polymerase activity
Source: RefSeq, a predicted model, not a curated record